UCAAAGUGGCAGCCAUUAUAAGACUAAAAGGCUAAGACAUGGACGAAGUAUGAACAACCAUUCUUUUACAAGCAGUGCCUUGACAAGAGUGAGCAUCUCUCCAAAGCCUAAGAAGAGCUCGAAACGAAGCCAACUUGAGAAGAUCACUAAACCUCAGAUUCCUCCAUACAAAUCAAAAAUGGCUCAAAGGGUCGAGGUGGGUUCAGAGCCAAGGAGCCAGAACAAGUCCUUGAGUAGCUCAAGAGUGAAGUCCUCUCAUGUUGUCAGAGGGAAGACUGGGCAUGUCAAAAGGCAUCCAUCAGAGGGAGGUGUGUAUUCCAAGGUAGUUACUAUCAUACAAGAAUGCUUGGAGGCACUCCAUCAAGGUCAUGGCUACAAUCAAUGUAUUACGAAGCUCACUGGAGUAGAGAAAUUAGCUGUAACUCACCUAGGGGCGGCAGAUAGGAUUACUAUCUUUAUAAAAUAUCUCAGAAUUCGGUCUUACUACGUCUCACAGGAUUAUGGACGAGCUAUUAAGAAUAUAGAGCUGAUGACCAAAAAGAGCUUGUGAUUUUAUAAGAAAAAGAAACUUAAAAAGGAAAUUGCCAAUUCUCUGAUGCAUAUUCACAAGAUCUGGGCUGAUACUUUGGUCCUGACGGAAAAUUACUCCAAAGCUGCGAAGGUUUAUAGAGAAUUGAUUGACCUUAAUUCAAUUUGGAAGGAUAAUAGAUACAGUAGCACUUGUGAAGAUCUCAUCCCCUACAAAGACCAUGAGUUUAGCCCAAAAGAUCUGUUAGAAGCAAAAUCUAGUUGUGGAGAAGCUCUAAUGAACUCCGGAGAAACUAUCCGUGCUAUUAAGAGGUUUGAAGAAGCCAAGGAAUAUUAUCACAGUACUUUGGUAGUCAGCUCCGAGCUAGUUUACAUCAAUAUUCUGAACCAGGUUGGCAACUGAUACAUGAGAAUUCAGAAAUAUGAAAAAGCUCUGGAAAAUUAUGAGCUAUCAAUGAGGAUAUUUGAAGCUUCUAAGGAUGAGCUCCAGAUCAGUGAUAUCGUCAUGGCAAAGAUCCAGGCCAAUAUAGCCUCGAUAUAUCUUGAAAAGCAGCGCUUUGUAGAAGCCAUCCGGCUCUACGAGAGCUCUCUCAGGCUCAAGAGGCAGAAUUUUCCAGAGCAUCAUGAAGAGAUUGAACUAGCCUAUUCAAAUCUUGCUGAAGCUUACUCGAAGGGGUAUGAGUAUGCAGAAGCAUACUCCUGUUUCGAUCAAGCUUAUGAAAUAUCCAAGAAUUUAUAUGGAAAGCACCACAAAGCUCCUGCUAGAUACAUCCUGAACUGUGCUCGGAUGAAAUUCAAACUUGAAGAGUAUGAAGACUCAACGAAGCUCUUUGAAUACGCUGCGAAGUUAUACCAGUACCUUGAAGAAGGUAUUGGCAAGCAGGGACGAGCCAUUCUGUUAAAGCUGGUCGAAAUCAGCCAAGUCCAACACAAUGAUGAGAAGGCUGGGGUAUAUCUGAGCCAACUCCUUAGCUCUCUAGACUCUUGUAGAAGCUCCAGUGAGAAAGUAAAUUACCUUAAUGACCUCGGAAAUAUUCAGAAAAGAGGUGGCCAGCUUUACAUGGCUAUUGAGCUAUAUAAGAAGGCUAUAGAGCUCUCAACUAGGAGCAUUAGAGGCAAAUGUUUUGAGAAAAGCAAGUCAACUAUUCUGACCAACCUUGCUGACACUUAUUGUGCUGUGAGUAAUUAUCAUAAUGCAUGAAAGUACUAUAAACAUGCCUUGAAAAUGCUUGAUGAAGCCCUUCCCAUGGCUGAUCUGGGAUAUGCUAAAACCAUGCUGAAGUUAGCAAAAGCGCAGAAAUAUUAUGAGUCUCAGUCAGGACCUACAAAGAGCCAGAAUAAGGUUAUCUCACCAAACAAAAAGAAGCAAAGAGGAUAUUGAGAUGAAGCACAAGAUUCAGAGCAGAUACUUAAGCAGGCUAUGGCUAUCAUUCAAAAUCUCCCUCCUAGUCCGGCCCAGGAGGCCCUUCUACGUUGAGCAAUAGAAGAGUUCUAAGAUACUGAAUUAAAUCUCAAUUUUUGACAUAUC
Molecule: messenger RNA, 2056 nt
Organism: Moneuplotes crassus
Lineage: Eukaryota; Ciliophora; Spirotrichea; Euplotida; Euplotidae
Source: the annotation of a GenBank genome assembly